This is a messenger RNA of Neltuma alba, 2338 nucleotides long. RefSeq names its product nuclear/nucleolar GTPase 2. The record is from RefSeq and is a predicted model, not a curated record. Gene Ontology annotation, cellular component: nucleolus. The transcript has 11 exons. Gene Ontology annotation, molecular function: GTP binding. The coding region runs from base 197 to 1903 and encodes 568 amino acids. Lineage: Eukaryota; Viridiplantae; Streptophyta; Magnoliopsida; Fabales; Fabaceae.
CAGCGCUUGACAGUUUGCUUAUUGCUUCCACCUAGCCUCGCCGAUCUUCUCUAUUUCCUCGAACAGUUGCUAUUCACCCGUAUCAGAAGCAAGCUUCUGGUCUCGCCUCUUUCUCUGUUCCCCCCCAUUUACAUUCUGAUACGUAGAUUCUGAUUUUCCACCUUUUUCCUAGUUCCCACUGCAUAGUUGAGUGAAGAUGACAAAGAAGAAGGAGAAGAAAGUGAACGUGUCCGGAAAGCCAAAGCACUCACUCGAUGCGAACAGGAGCAAUGACAAAAAGAGCUCUUCAAAUUCGCGUAGCGCCGCUACAGUGCGGCGGCUUAAUAUGUACAAUACAAGACCCGUGCGGGAUCGUAAAGGGAAAAUCUUGAAGAACGAGUUUCAAUCAAAGGACUUGCCAAGUACACGAAUUCAACCCGACCGCCGAUGGUUUGGAAACACUCGGGUUGUAAAUCAAAAGGAGCUUGAAUUUUUCCGUGAGGAGCUUCAAAAUCGCAUGUCAAGUAAUUACAAUGUCAUAUUGAAAGGAAAGAAUCUGCCCAUGUCUCUCCUGAACGAUCAACAAAAGCAAUCAAGAGUUCACCUUCUUGAUAGAGAGCCUUUUGAGGAUGCAUUUGGACCUAAGACUAAAAGGAAGCGCCCUACCUUCUUGGCAGCAGAUUAUGAAUCUCUGGUAAAGAAAGCUGAUGGUUCUCAAGAUGCUUUUGAGCAGAGGUAUGGUGCUAGUGUAUCUGCGGAAGGUGAUGGUGAUGAUGGGUUUAGGGAUUUAGUGCGGCAUACAAUGUUUGAAAAAGGUCAAAGUAAACGUAUAUGGGGUGAACUCUACAAAGUCAUAGAUUCUUCUGAUGUUGUUGUCCAGGUUUUAGAUGCAAGGGACCCUCAAGGCACAAGAUGUUACCAUUUAGAGAAGCAUUUGAAGGAAACUUGCAAGCAUAAGCACAUGGUUCUUUUGCUAAACAAGUGCGAUUUAGUUCCUGCCUGGGCAACAAAGGGGUGGCUUAGAGUUUUGUCAAGAGAGUAUCCUACUCUAGCCUUCCAUGCAAGUAUUAACAAGUCCUUUGGAAAGGGUUCACUUCUGUCAGUUUUGAGACAAUUUGCCCGAUUAAAAAGUGACAAGCAAGCAAUUUCCGUUGGAUUCAUUGGAUAUCCGAAUGUUGGGAAGUCUUCAGUGAUCAACACAUUACGUACAAAGAAUGUCUGCAAGGUUGCUCCGAUUCCAGGGGAAACAAAAGUCUGGCAAUAUAUAACCCUUACAAAGAGAAUCUUUUUGAUUGACUGCCCGGGUGUUGUUUAUCAGAACAAUGACUCUGAAACAGAUAUUGUGCUGAAGGGUGUGGUACGCGUGACAAACUUGCAAGACGCUUCAGAACACAUAGGUGAAGUUUUAAAACGUGUGAAGAAGGAGCAUUUGGAAAGAGCAUACAAGAUAACUCAGUGGGAUGAUGAGAAUGAUUUCCUAGUUCAGCUCAGCAAAGCUACUGGCAAACUCUUAAAGGGUGGUGAGCCAGACCUGAUGACUGCAGCUAAGAUGGUACUUCAUGACUGGCAGAGGGGCAGGAUUCCCUUUUUCGUUCCCCCACCACGUAAAGAUGAUUUACCUGAGGAGGAACCCAAUGUUAAUGGUGUAGAUGUCGAUACUGGUGUUGACAGUGAUCAGGCAUCUGCAGCUUUUAAAGCCAUAGCAAAUGUUCUUUCAUCUCAGCAGCAAAGAAGUGUACCUGUUCAGAGGGAUUUAUUUAGCGAGAAUGAGUUGGAGGAAGAGACUGCGGACCAACUUCCCAACACCCAGGAUAGUAUAGAUGAAGAGAUUUCAACUCCUAAUAGUGACUCGUCUGAGCGAAGUCCAGUUCAGCUUGGACUUGGAUUGAAUGCUGAUGAGCAGGUUCCAACUAACGAGUCAUAAAAUCCUCAUCCUUUUCGUCAGUGUUCUAUGCCCACCUUUUUGUCAGAGUUGAAAGAGGGCAUUCUUAAAUCGUGGGACGAUCCAAGGCAUUGACACUUGAGAUGAAAUACAUCGCAUUUGCUCGAGGUAUUCUAAGGUGUUGGCCCAGUUUUGGUCAUAUAACUUAAGUUUCAUUCUUGUUAUAUUGAGAAAAGAGUAAAUUAACGGAGGUCUCUGAGAUUUCCCAUUUGAUGUAGAUGAUAAUCGGAGCAGAUUUUAUUCCUGUGUUUUUUGACCUGCAAAUUUCUUGCCUCAUGAGCUGAGAUUGUAUGUGAUUGUUACUAAUUAGGGCGGUGAGAGUUCAAUGCAUGUAAGGGUUUUGUAGUUCGGAUAAUUCAUCACUAUACAGUAAGCAAUUUAAUAUUCUAUAAGGUAUUCGUUUUCUGAAACAUGAAA